Molecule: messenger RNA, 555 nt
Organism: Acomys russatus (golden spiny mouse)
Lineage: Eukaryota; Metazoa; Chordata; Mammalia; Rodentia; Muridae
Gene: Gkn2
Product: gastrokine 2
Exons: 6
Coding region: 1-555 (184 amino acids)
Biological process (GO): regulation of cell population proliferation
Source: RefSeq, a predicted model, not a curated record
AUGAAAACCCUCGUGGCAUUUCUGGUGGUGCUGUCCGUCUUUGGCAUACAAUCUCAGGGAGAUGAGGUGUUUAACAUCUUCACUCCAGGCAGCAAUGGCGGCAAUGUCCAGGAGACAGUGACCGUUGACAACCAGAAGAACACUGCCACCAUUAACAUCCACGCAGGGUCAUGCUCUUCGACCACCAUUUUUGACUAUAAACAUGGUUACAUUGCAUCCCGGGUGCUCUCCCGAAGAGCCUGCUACAUCCUCAAGAUGGACCACAAAGCCAUCCCUGCUCUGGACCAACUCCAACGGUACAUCUAUGAGAAGCAGGCAAUGAACACCAUGGCCUCCAACGAGUACACUUGGGUCAGGUACAACCCUCUGAAGUCCCUGAUCAUGAAGGCGGACUGGUUCCUGUUUGGGUCACCUAUCGAGCAGCUGUGCAAGCACAUCCCCUUGUAUGAGGGGGAGGUGGUGACAAAGCCAAAAGAGGUGGACACUGGAGCCUGUGCAAAGGUGGGGCUCCUGGGACUCCUGGGAAUCUCCAUCUGUGCAGGAAUUCACGUGUAG